Aspergillus japonicus CBS 114.51 is the source of this 1574-nucleotide messenger RNA. RefSeq names its product metallophosphatase domain-containing protein. The record is from RefSeq and is a predicted model, not a curated record. Lineage: Eukaryota; Fungi; Ascomycota; Eurotiomycetes; Eurotiales; Aspergillaceae. The transcript has a single exon. Bases 112 to 1284 code for a protein of 390 amino acids. Gene Ontology annotation, molecular function: hydrolase activity.
GGCUGAGACAACAACAGCACCAACAGCCAUGGACUAAUUAACUUACACACCCUGAAUGCAUCUCGUAUCGACUCACCUUACCAACCUACACUCCCUCAUCUACCUCCAACCAUGUCCUCUCCCUUCCACCCGCGCCCGUUCACCGACUACAUCAUCUUCUCUCCUCUAGCCGCCUUCAUCUACCCCGUGCACCACCUCCUCAAUCGACUCCGCGGACCACCACGACUACCACCCCCGAAUGCUCAUCCGAUCCGCGUCGUCUGCAUCUCUGACACCCACACACUCGAAUGGGCCGACAUCCCCGAUGGCGACCUCCUCAUCCACGCGGGGGACCUGAGCAACGACGGCUCCGCGCGCGAGAUCCAACAAGCCGUGAACUGGCUGCGCCGUCUGCCGCAUGCCCAUAAAGUCGUCAUCUGUGGCAACCACGACAGUUACUUCGACGUGCGCUCGCGCCGCCCAGAAGACCGCGACGACGCCGCCGCCGCCGCCGCCGCCGCCUCGUCCUACGCGACCAUCUCCUCCUCGACCGCCUCGCUCCGCUCCCUCCCCUCCGACGACCUCGACCGCAUCGACUGGGGCGACAUCCACUACCUCCAACACUCCUCAAUCACCCUCACCUUCCCCGCAACCUCUCCCUCCCCUUCCGUACCAUCAUCAUCCUCGUCCCAAACCACCCCGCUCCUCCACUACCACUACCACCACCCAAACAACAACCGCCCACGCACGCUAACCCUCUACGGCGCCCCGCAAAUCCCGGCGAUCGCGCCCCUGGGCCCCGAACACGCCUUCACCUACCCGCCGCAGCACGACGCCUGGGCCGGCACCGUACCCGCGUCCACCGACAUCCUGAUCACGCACACCCCGCCAGCGGCGCACCUGGACCUGUCCCCGAUCUUCUCGACGGGGUGCCCAGCGCUGCUGGCCGAGGCGUGGCGCGUUCGCCCCGCCCUGCACGUCUUCGGCCACAUCCACGCCGCCUACGGCCUGGAGCGCUGCUACUACGACGAGGCCCAGCACGCGUGGGAGCGCCUCUGCGCCGCCCGCCGCCCGCGCGCCCGGCGGUCGCGCUUGCGGGCCCUCGUCACCGGCGGGAUCCGGGAUCUGUUGGAUGUGGCGGGGUGGGUGGACGCCGCGCGCGUCGUCAUCUACGGCGUGCUCGGGAUCGUCUGGGCCAAGGUCUGGGGCGGCGAGAACGCCGGCUGCGGGUGGAUGGUCAAUGCGGCUGCGAUGUAUCGCGAUGAGGGGGUGCUGAGGAAUAAGCCGCAGGUGGUGGUUCUGUGAGUUUGGGUUCUUGUGGGUGGUGGUUGGGUUGGCGGAGUAUUUGCGCGUGGUACUUCGUGGAGAUUCUAGGUGAGAUGGAAGAUGGACCAACUGGAGGCGGGAGGCGGGGAGGUUAAGUUCGGAAUGUAUAUAAUCUUGUUUGCAUGUGGCAGGCAGGCCAGGCGGGAGCGGAUAGGUGUACAGGAGCAGUAAGUGGCCAUGGUGAUCAUGGUCAUGGACAUGGACAGGAUGGGUGCUAGCGUAUCUGCUCCACGCCAGUCAUAUUUUUUCAACAAAAGCGCUGCAUCGGG